Molecule: messenger RNA, 309 nt
Organism: Colletotrichum spaethianum
Lineage: Eukaryota; Fungi; Ascomycota; Sordariomycetes; Glomerellales; Glomerellaceae
Exons: 2
Coding region: 1-309 (102 amino acids)
Source: RefSeq, a predicted model, not a curated record
AUGAAGUUCUCUAGUAUUCUGAGCAUCCUUGUUCUUGGGGCAGGCUCAGUGGUGCACGUUACAGACAGAAACCCGUUGUCCUACGUCCCGAAGCCCGAGGGGACCUACGUCCCCCAAAGAACCCCGAACAUAACGACGCUCCUGGACUUUGUCAAGUCCCGAAGUGACCUGGCCACAUUCACCAAGAUCCUCAAUAGAUCCGCAGGCUUCCUCGAGGCCUUCGACACGCCCCCGGCCUGGGACUCCACUCUCUUCGCGUCGUCGGACACCGCCCUCGUCAAGCACACGAAACAAUACUUCAACACGUAG